AUGGAGAGAGCCCUGUCCUUUGGAGCCCGUAGUCUGGAGGAAGAAGCUGCGCUCCAGGAACCUGGGAAAUGCAUUGACUGGAACCGUGAGGUACUGAAGAGGGAGCUGGGCCUGGUGGAAGGCGACAUCAUCGACAUCCCACAGCUCUUCUUCCUGAAAGGCGCCUAUGCCGAGGCCUUCUUCCCCGACAUGGUCAACAUGGUGGUCCUGGGCAAAUACCUGGGAAUCCCUAAGCCCUUUGGACCCCUCAUCAAUGGCCGCUGCUGCCUGGAGGAGAAGGUUCGCUCCCUGCUGGAACCUCUGGGCCUGCACUGCAUCUUUAUCGAUGAUUUCCUGUCCUACCACCAACUGCUUGGGGAGAUUCACUGUGGCACCAACGUGCGUCGGAAACCCUUUGCCUUCAAAUGGUGGAACAUGGUGCCAUGAACCUGCUCAGCCACCAUCCUCACUGCCCUGCUGCUGGGGAGUCCCAGGGUGAGGGCAAGGACCAUGAACCAGACUGCCUCCUCCUGGGACCUAAAAGCCAGCUGGCCACAGCUGUCAGUGGGCUCCAGGGGGCCACAGCCCUUUCUCACCUCCAGAUUGGCCUACCCAGCCCAGUGGGGAGGCCUGUUCUCACUUUUCCUUUCCUCUUCCCAGCCACAGCCCCCAGGGGUUCAAGGCUGGCAACUGAAUAUGUUCAGGCAUGACCUCUACAGGUGGACCCCACUUUGAGUUGUUCUCCUCUAUUUGGACAUCUCUCUGGGGCCUGAGGAAAAUGACUUUGGAUCUGCUUCAGAGAUACCCCACCACCCACCCCCUGUACCUGGACCCUGGAGUGAGAGUGAUUGGAUUGUAUAAGACAAAAGGGAAAGUUUGAAGUGUCCUUUUUCCAAAGGGGACCCCAGGCAGUGACCUCCUUGGCACCUUCAGCUCUGUGUAGGUAAUCAAGGACAGGAAAACCUGGUGUCCGAGGGCCUCUUUCAAAAAGGGACAGGAGCAAGCAGCAAAGGCUCUUUAAUACCUGACUCUAUCCACCCUGUCCACCACAGGGUGCUUGUUACCUGUUACCUGUCUGGACAGCCUUUAAUUACCAGAGCUCGUGUUUCCGGUUGGAAGAUGCUGGGGGGCAGAGGGAAGCCCGGGCAGGAGGGCUGGGGCAGGAAGGCAGGGUUGCUCAGUGGGGUGUGUAUAGGGGACCGGAAACCUCUGCACCCCUGCACCCUGGGGCUCUUGUCUGGGCAUUUGGGGGCUUGGAAUCUGAAGGCAGCUGACUGUUCCAGAUGUAGAGAGGAUGGAGCUCAGGUGUUAGAAUAGGGUGGGACAGGAGGUUGGUUCCAUCUGGAGGUGGGGUAGGUUAGGUUUCAUCUGGAGGUGGGGCUUAAUUUCCUCUAAUAGUCUGUAAUUACUCCCCAACCUGCUGCCGGCAGUGGGAGGGGAGGGCCAGAGCUCCCCCAGCAGCCUGGGACCCUGCACCCACUUGUACUGCCUGAGUAAACCCUGUGGCAGGCCCGUGUUCCCCUCCUGGACAGACAGCUGCUCCUGUGAGGCUAAUAGCUCUGGGUGAGAUUACAGAGGCAUGUGUAGGCAGGCAGGCUGGCCAACAGGGCCACAGGGCAGGGCUGAUGGAGGGAACCAGCCUGCCCUCUUUCUCCUCUGACCGAGGGGCUACCAAAGGCUGCUAGCCCCUGGACUUUUCUCUGCAUUUUAUGGUGACCCCUGGAGAGAUUCCAGACUAGAGCAGUUGCUGUCAUUUUCUAGCCUCAGGGCACUUAGUAAGCAAAGGCUUCCCUGUAACUGUUAAGGUGGAUGAAGCCAGGUAGUUAUUGGCUCCUCCCCUUCCAGAAGGUUCUAUGGAGCUGGAAUCUCAUUUGCAGGCUCCUGACAUCAGCACCCUCCUCUAUGAUCGUGACCCAGCUGAGGCUGAGCCAUGGAGAAGGAGAAAGGAGACAGAUGGAGCGAAGAGGGGUGGGCAGGGCCUGGACUUACCUAGAGGAGGCUGGUGUGGUAGAGAAGAGGGGACUCUGCAGAGCCCUGGGGAGCAAGCCUUCUGGAGUUGCAGUCAGGGCAGUCUGGGGUCCUGGGUGACCAACCACCCUCUUUCUGAUCAAUAAAAAUACCAGUGUGCAUUUCUUUA
Nannospalax galili (Upper Galilee mountains blind mole rat) is the source of this 2116-nucleotide messenger RNA. Its product is annotated as protein-arginine deiminase type-1-like. The transcript is spliced from 3 exons. Gene Ontology annotation, cellular component: cytoplasm. Gene Ontology annotation, molecular function: protein-arginine deiminase activity; calcium ion binding. NCBI's taxonomy places the organism in Eukaryota, Metazoa, Chordata, Mammalia, Rodentia, Spalacidae. The coding region runs from base 1 to 426 and encodes 141 amino acids. The record is from RefSeq and is a predicted model, not a curated record.